Molecule: messenger RNA, 917 nt
Organism: Pyrus x bretschneideri (Chinese white pear)
Lineage: Eukaryota; Viridiplantae; Streptophyta; Magnoliopsida; Rosales; Rosaceae
Product: ubiquitin-conjugating enzyme E2 10
Exons: 5
Coding region: 178-624 (148 amino acids)
Biological process (GO): protein polyubiquitination
Cellular component (GO): nucleus
Molecular function (GO): ubiquitin conjugating enzyme activity
Source: RefSeq, a predicted model, not a curated record
AGGAGGCGGACCGCAGAAGCAUUUAUAAAAGUCGUUUCCCCCAUCGUCAGAAAUCAAUCGCGUUUCCCUUUCUCUUCCGUUUCCGUUUCCGCUUCCGCUUCAAUCGAAUUCGAUUCGUCGCCGUCGUCACCUCCGUCUCUUUCGCUCUCUCUAACUGGUCCUAUCAGGGUUUCAAAGAUGGCGUCCAAGCGGAUCUUGAAGGAACUCAAAGAUCUGCAGAAGGAUCCUCCUACGUCCUGCAGCGCCGGUCCCGUUGCAGAAGACAUGUUCCACUGGCAGGCAACAAUAAUGGGUCCUGCAGAUAGUCCAUAUGCUGGUGGUGUUUUCCUAGUUACUAUUCAUUUUCCUCCAGAUUAUCCCUUUAAACCACCAAAGGUGGCAUUUAGAACGAAAGUAUUCCACCCAAACAUAAACAGCAACGGAAGCAUUUGCCUUGACAUCUUGAAGGAGCAGUGGAGUCCUGCUCUAACUAUUUCCAAGGUGUUGCUUUCCAUCUGUUCUCUGUUGACGGACCCAAACCCCGAUGAUCCACUGGUGCCGGAGAUUGCUCACAUGUACAAGACAGACAGGAAUAAAUACGAGACGACAGCCAGGAGCUGGACCCAGAAAUAUGCCAUGGGCUAAAAGAGCGUGUGGUAUGUGCCAUAGGAAGGCUCCUUUUAUCGUUCUCGUUGUUUUAGUUUGUGUAAUGUCUUGAAUCCUAAGAAAAAUGGACCAAAAUGAAUAUUCCAUAACUUGUCCUCCCGAGUGAAAAAAAUUGAAAAAAGCCAACACAUGUUGCUUUGAUUAAUUGUUUGUAUGGAUAAUGUGAUCUUUCGUUAUUUGUAUUUUUUAGAUAAAAUUGGGCCUUUGGAAAUUGAUAAGAAAUUAAAAAGCCCGAAUAAUUCGUAUUGGGCUUGGGCUUAAGCAAAAUUGAA